Molecule: messenger RNA, 8527 nt
Organism: Sciurus carolinensis (gray squirrel)
Lineage: Eukaryota; Metazoa; Chordata; Mammalia; Rodentia; Sciuridae
Gene: Znf236
Product: zinc finger protein 236
Exons: 31
Coding region: 929-6448 (1839 amino acids)
Biological process (GO): regulation of transcription by RNA polymerase II
Cellular component (GO): nucleus
Molecular function (GO): RNA polymerase II cis-regulatory region sequence-specific DNA binding; DNA-binding transcription factor activity, RNA polymerase II-specific
Source: RefSeq, a predicted model, not a curated record
GGGGCCUCGCGGCGGAGCCACCCGGCGGGCCGCAGCCGGAGCUCCGAGGGCGCCGGGAGCGCAGGGCGGGAGCGCCGUAGGCGCCGGGACUAUCCCAGCAGCCAGAGCCCAGGGAGCGCAGGGCGGGCACCCUGAGCCCAGGAGCGCAGGGCGGGCACGUAACCAGCGACAGGCUAGCCCAGGAACCCGGACCUGAGCCCAGGGAGCGCAGGGCGGGCACGCAGCAGGCGCCGGGGAACCCGGGAGCGGGACCCUGAGCUCAAAGAGUGCAGGGCGUGCAGACAGCAGGCGCCAGGCGAACCCAGGAGUCAGGACCCUGAGCUCAGAGAGUGCUGAUCGUGCACAUAGUAGGCGGGCGAAACCAGGAUCCCGAGCUCAGGAAAUGCUUCUUGUGCAUGCAGUAGGCGCUAGGGCUAGCCCAGGGGCCCGAGCUCCCCAGAUUCUUGACAUACACAUAGUAGGUUCCAGGACUAAUCUCAAGAUGCCUGGACCCGAGAUCUAAGAGCUCAGUGUGCACAGUAGGUCUCAGGAACUGUUCCUCAGAUUAUGCUUGGUGAUACUUUGCUAAAUUCAUGAAGUAACUUUGGGUUUUGAAAACUUGCAAAUGUGCCUUCACCUCUCCUCUGUCACGGGGGUUUAAUCGCUCCUCUCACGCAGUUGAUGAGAACGGUUGGAUUGUAAUACCCAGAGACUCUGCUUGUGGCGUUGGUGUUUUUGAGGUGGAAGGCUAAUGGGUCCAGUGGCAAGGAGCACUGCUUGAGUGCCGAUUUAUUUCUAACCUUGGGAAAUACCUGCCAGUACUUAGUCCCAGCCAUAUUGGUACUGAAGUGCCCCAGGACAGUUUGUGCAUUUGGAAAGGACCCUGCACAGGCUGAGCAAGGAUGGUGCCUGAAAUCUGUACAGGAACGGUGGAUUGCUCCUGGACUUCAUGGACCUUUGUGUUUGUGUAGCUGGUUGCUUAGAUGGGAUCUUACCACUGAAUGCGGAGAACAUUGACGAUGACUGUCCGACUCCAAACUUCCACAAAUGUGAGAUCUGUCUGCUGUCCUUCCCCAGAGAGGCCCAGUUCCAGCGCCAUAUGAGGGAUCAUGAGCGGAAUGACAAGCCACAUCGGUGUGACCAGUGCCCUCAGACGUUCAACGUGGAGUUCAACCUGACCCUGCAUAAGUGCACCCACAAUGGGGACGACCCGACCUGCCCCGUGUGCAACAAGAAGUUCUCCCGCGUGGCCAGCCUCAAGGCACAUCUCAUGCUGCAUGAGAAGGAAGAGAACCUCAUCUGCUCCGAGUGUGGGGAUGAGUUCACACUGCAGAGCCAGCUGGCCAUCCACCUGGAGGAGCACCGGCGGGAGCUGGCGCACACCCGCAGCCAUACCUGCAAGUCCUGCAGAGAGGAGUUCGAGACCGCCUCGGAGCUGAAGGACCACGUGAAGACGCACUAUAAAGUCAGGGUGUCUGGUACCAGGUCUUAUAAUCGGAACGUUGACAGGAGCGGAUUCACAUAUUCAUGUCCACACUGUGGAAAGACGUUUCAAAAGCCAAGUCAGUUAACUCGACAUAUAAGGAUACACACAGGUGAGAGGCCAUUUAAAUGCAGCGAGUGUGGAAAAGCUUUCAACCAGAAGGGGGCGUUGCAGACACACAUGAUCAAGCAUACUGGCGAGAAGCCCCAUGCCUGUGCCUUUUGCCCCGCUGCCUUUUCUCAGAAAGGGAACCUCCAGUCCCACGUGCAGAGAGUCCACUCAGAGGUCAAGAGUGGGCCUACCUACAACUGCACGGCAUGUAGCUGUGUGUUCAAGAGCCUGGGCAGCUUGAAUACACACAUCAGCAAGAUGCACGUCGGGGGGCCCCCGACUCCCACCAGCUCUGCCGAGACUGCGCACGUUAUUACCGCCACGCUGUUUCAGACCCUUCCUCUGCAGCAGACGGAAACCCAGGCUUCGGCAUCCUCAAGCCAGCAGAAUUCUCAGGCGGUGACAGAUGUCAUCCAGCAGCUUCUGGAACUCUCGGAGCCAGGGCCUGUGGAGUCCCAUCAGCCCCCGCCGCCCGGGCAGCAGCUGAGCAUCACCGUGGGCAUCAACCAGGACAUUCUACAGCAAGCCUUAGAAAACAGUGGGCUGUCUUCACUUCCAGUUGCAGCUCCGCCCAGCGACUGCAGCCACACCAAGACGCCUGCAGGGCCAACUGGGAGCCCUGAUGCCACCAGCGCUUCCCCAGGGCAGGCAGACCCCACGGACACGGGGCAGGAGAAGGGGCCGGAAAGCCCUGAGAAGUUGGAUAAAAAAGAGAAAAAAGCUCUAAAGAAGAAGUCUCCGUUUCUGCCUGGCUCCAUCCGGGAGGAGAACGGCGUGCGGUGGCAUGUGUGUCCCUACUGCACCAAGGAGUUCCGGAAGCCCAGCGACCUGGUGCGCCACAUCCGCAUCCACACCCACGAGAAGCCCUUCAAGUGCCCGCAGUGCUUCCGCGCCUUCGCGGUGAAGAGCACGCUGACGGCGCACAUCAAGACGCACACGGGCAUCAAGGCCUUCAAGUGCCAGUACUGCAUGAAGAGCUUCUCCACCUCAGGGAGCCUCAAGGUGCACAUCCGCCUGCACACAGGAGUUAGACCUUUUGCUUGUCCUCACUGUGACAAAAAGUUCCGCACCUCAGGCCAUAGGAAGACCCACAUUGCUUCCCACUUCAAACACACGGAGUUGCGGAAGAUGAGGCACCAGCGCAAGCCUGCCAAGGUCCGCAUGGGCCGGGCCAGUGCUCCGGUCCCCGACAUCCCUCUGCAGGAGCCGAUUCUCAUAACUGACUUGGGUCUUAUCCAGCCCAUUCCAAGAAACCAGUUUUUCCAAAGUUAUUUUAAUAAUAAUUUUGUAAAUGAAGCAGAUCGACCAUACAAAUGUUUUUACUGUCAUCGCGCAUAUAAGAAGUCCUGCCAUCUUAAACAACACAUCAGGUCGCACACAGGGGAAAAGCCUUUCAAGUGCUCUCAGUGCGGAAGAGGCUUUGUGUCCGCAGGCGUGCUCAAGGCGCACGUGCGGACGCACACGGGCCUCAAGUCCUUCAAGUGUCUGGUCUGCAACGGGGCCUUCACCACCGGCGGGAGCUUGCGCAGACACAUGGGGAUUCACAAUGACCUCCGGCCCUACAUGUGCCCCUACUGCCAGAAGACCUUUAAGACCUCGCUCAACUGCAAGAAGCACAUGAAAACCCACAGAUACGAACUUGCCCAGCAGCUGCAGCAGCACCAGCAGGCGGCCUCAGAGGGCGACGGCACCGAGGACCAGCCUGGCAUGCAGGUGUCAGCUCCCAUGCCGGUGGAGAUGGAGGGUGCGGCGCUGCAGCAGGCUCCCGAGCCCGUCGCGGCUGACCCCGAGGCCAUGCUGGACCUGGGGUCGCAGCACGUGGUGGGCACAGAAGAGGCGGCCCUGGGGCCACAGCUGACGGAUCAGCCUUUGGAAGCGGACGAAGAUGGGUUUGCAGGUGCCCAGGGCCCUCUCCCAGGGCACAUGGACCAGUUUGGAGAGCCGACUCCUACGCAGCAGUCCUUUGAGCCAUCAGGGCUGUCUCAAGGUUUCACAGUGACGGAUACAUACAAUCAACAGACUCAGUUUCCACCUGUGCAACAACUACAAGAUUCCAGUACUCUUGAGUCGCAAGCACUGUCCACGAGUUUCCACCAGCAGAACUUGCUGCAGGUCCCAAGCUCCGACACGAUGAACGUAGCAGCGCGCUUGAUUCAGGAGAGUUCCCAGGAGGAGCUGGACCUGCAGACGCAGCGCCCCCAGUUCCUGGAGGACGGCGAGGACCAGAGCCGUCGCUCCUACAGGUGUGACUACUGCAGCAAGGGCUUCAAGAAGUCCAGCCACCUGAAGCAGCACGUGCGGUCCCACACCGGGGAGAAGCCCUACAAGUGCAAGCUCUGCGGGCGCGGCUUCGUCUCCUCCGGCGUCCUCAGGUCCCACGAGAAGACACACACAGGGGUGAAGGCGUUCAGCUGCAGCAUCUGUAGCGCCUCGUUCACCACCAACGGCAGCCUCACGCGUCACAUGGCCACGCACAUGAGCAUGCGGCCCUACAAGUGUCCCUUCUGUGACGAGGGCUUCCGCACCGCCAUUCACUGUAAGAAGCACAUGAAGAGGCACCAGCCGGUCCCCUCUGCUGCGUCGGCAGCUGCAGAGACCGAGGGAGGAGAUAUGUGCUUGGAGGAAGAGGAAGAGAACCCAGACAGAAGUGCCUCCAGGAAGUCUCGUCCCGAGGUCAUCACCUUCACGGAGGAGGAGACGGCCCAACUGGCCAAGAUCCGGCCGCAGGAGAGUGCCACAGUGUCCGAGAAGGUCCUGGUGCAGUCGGCUGCAGAGAAGGACCGCAUAAGCGAGAUGAAGGACAAGCACGCGGAGCUCGAGGCCGAGCCUAAGCAUGCCAACUGCUGCAGCUACUGCCCCAAGAGCUUCAAGAAGCCCAGCGACCUGGUGAGGCAUGUUCGAAUCCACACUGGAGAAAAGCCGUACAAGUGUGAGGAGUGUGGGAAGAGCUUCACGGUCAAGUCCACUCUGGAUUGCCACGUGAAGACCCACACAGGUCAGAAGCUCUUCAGCUGCCACGUGUGUAGCAACGCCUUCUCCACCAAGGGCAGCCUGAAGGUGCACAUGCGUCUGCACACGGGAGCGAAGCCUUUCAAGUGCCCUCACUGCGAGCUCCGCUUCCGCACCUCGGGCCGCAGGAAGACGCACAUGCAGUUCCACUACAAACCAGACCCGAAGAAGGUCAGAAAGCCCGCGGCACGCAGCUCGCCAGAGGGACUGCAGCCGGCCAACCUGCUGGGCUCCUCCUCCACGGACCCUAACGUGUUCAUCAUGAACAACUCCGUGCUAACAGGGCAGUUCGACCAGAAUCUGCAGAAUCUGCAAGGACUGGUGGGCCAGGCUAUUCUGCCUGCCUCGGUGUCGGCUGGUGGUGACCUGACGGUGUCUUUGACGGAUGGGAGCCUGGCCACCCUGGAAGGCAUCCAGUUACAGCUGGCUGCCAACUUGGUUGGGCCAAAUGUUCAAAUUUCCGGAAUCGAUGCCUCCAAUAUCAACAACAUCACGUUGCAGAUCGAUCCCAGUAUUUUGCAGCAGACGCUGCAGCAGGGCAACCUGCUCACGCAGCCGCUCUCGGGGGAGCCUGGCGCGGCCCCACAGAACAGCUCUCUGCAGACCCCGGACAGCACGGUGCCCGCCAGUGUCGUCAUUCAGCCCAUCUCAGGCCUGUCCUUGCAGCCCACAGUGACGUCUGCCAAUCUGACCAUCAGCCCACUGUCUGAGCAGGAUUCCGUGCUGACCACCAGCAGCAGUGGGACCCAGGACCUCACUCAAGUGAUGACUUCGCAAGGUCUUGUGUCCACGUCCACGGGCCCACACGAGAUCACCCUGACCAUCAACAACUCGAGUCUCAGCCAGGUCUUGGCCCAGGCGGCGGGUCCCACAGCCACGUCGUCCUCGGGGUCUCCACAGGAGAUCACCCUGACUAUCUCUGAGCUCAGUCCCUCCAGUGGGAACCUGCCUUCAACAGCACCAGUGUCGCCGUCGGCCAUCUCCACUCAGAACCUGGUCAUGUCUUCGUCAGGCGUGGGAGGAGAUGCCAGUGUCACGCUGACCCUGGCCGAUACUCAGGGCGUGCUGUCGGGAGGCCUGGACACAGUCACACUGAACAUCACCUCUCAGGGCCAGCAGUUCCCGGCGCUGCUCGCGGAUCCCUCUCUCUCGGGCCCAGGUGGCGCAAGCUCGCCGCAAGUCAUACUAGUGAGCCACACCCCGCAGUCUUCGUCAGGCGCCUGCGAGGAGAUCGCCUACCAGGUGGCCGAUGUCUCCGCCCUGGCCCCCGGCAGCCAGCCUGAGAAGGACGGCCCCGCACACCAGUGCCUGGAGUGCGAGUGCAGCUUCCCCUCGGCCGCCGUGCUGAUGCGCCACAGCAAGGAGGCCCACGGCAAGGCGCGCAUCCACGGCUGCCGCGUCUGCAGGAAGGCCUUCAAGCGCGCCACGCACCUCAAGGAGCACAUGCUGACGCACCAGGCUGGCCCUUCCUUGAGCUCUCAGAAGCCCAGAGUGUUCAAGUGUGACACUUGUGACAAGGCGUUUGCCAAGCCAAGCCAGCUGGAGCGACACAGCCGCAUCCACACAGGAGAGCGUCCGUUCCGCUGCACGCUCUGUGAGAAGGCCUUCAAUCAGAAGAGCGCCCUGCAGGUGCACAUGAAGAAGCACACCGGGGAGCGGCCCUACAAGUGUGCCUACUGCGUCAUGGGCUUCUCGCAGAAGAGCAACAUGAAGCUGCACGUGAAGCGGGCCCACAGCUUCGCAGGGACCUUGCAGGGCACAGCUGCUGCCCCGCAGCAGGAUGGGGAGGAGCUGAGGACCUUGCACCUGGAGGAGGUCGUGCAGGACGCUGCGGGCGAGUGGCAGACCCUCACCAACGUGUUCUGACGCAGCCGAGGGUACCUGGGGCUCCUGAAGCUACCGGUGAAGAACACAGUGCUCGGAAUCUCUGUUUUGAAGCUUCAAGAGUUGAAAAUGUACCACGAUAGUUUUUUAGCUAUAAAAUUAUUUAAAGAAUCAUUGUCUUUCAGAGACUUAGAGGAAAAAACUGGGAAAAAUGUAAACAUGUUCUCAUUUGUCCACGAAUCACUGAACUCAGGUACUACAACAGUCAGCGUCACGCUCUCCAUGGCCAGUGUAUCCAGUUAAAAAGAAAUUAACUGGAUCUUACUAUCAUUGUAGUGUGAUUUCUUUGUAUUAGCAAAGACAAAAGUCAACAUGGAAAAAGUAUGUAAGAUUUUCCUUCAUGCUUUCUGUUCUAAGAAGCAUCGCUUACAAAACAAACCUAAGAUAGGUGCGUGAAGUUGAGAAGAAUGUCGUAACACGCAGGGAGGUCCCUCUCGUUUUCCUCUGUGCAUUUUGAAAGUCAGUAGUAGGCAUCUCUUUCUAGCCUGUCCUACGUGAAUACAGCUGACACCUGAGAGAUGGCUGGACCACCUCUCCCUCACGGGCAUCUGGUCACCAGCUGGAAGAGCCAGGGUCUGGGGCACCAGCAGGGAGAGGAGGAAACCCGGCCCUAGCCGGAUCAGCCGCCCACAGGUGGUGACAGACCUGCCGUGUGCGUCUGCUUAGGCACAGGGCCCGGCCGCUGCGGAAGCUUGAGCCACAGGCUACAGGAGGAAGUGGCAGGAUGGCCUCCUGGAAACAGGUCAUGGCCACGCUGUCUCCACAGGAGGCUUGUUUGCAGGUUAAGGGUGAGAACCCCCAGGACCCCAUGAUUCCUCUUCAUGCAUAAAGAGAUGUGUCUUUUAUUUCAGGGAAUUCUUUAGUGUCCUCAAUGGUGCCCGCUAGACACGUCCCCACAAGCCCCACCCAGCUGGGGCACAGCGCGGACGUGGUGUCCGCAGCAUUCCCAAGGCCGGGGCUCUCCGCUCCGUGUUGGUUCCCUUUGGGUUAUUUAUAUGUUCUAUAUAUAAAUACUAUGUACAUAGGUAUGGGCCUCUGUGUGGCUGAGCAGUAUAUUUUGUAAAUAGAGCACUAGUCCCUGUCCCGGUGCGCGCCCAGGCUCCCCCAGGAGCUCUUCGCCCGCGUUCACGUUGUUAAUAAAUGGAUACCUUUCCCUCUGUAACACAAAGCUGGGUUUCAUUUUUUCUGAAAGAUAAUUGUCUUUGUUUUUCUCUCUGCCUCCCUGGCUCCAGAGGAGAGUUGUUUCGUUGUAAAUAUCGUGUGGACUUUGUAUAUCGAGAGGAGUCGCUCAGACUCCGGAAGAGAGACGUUCCACUGUUACUCUGCAAGGGCAUCUUCUGGCAUUGUCGCUCACUUGUGUGUCUGUAUAUAAGUGAUAUUGCGCUGACGUGAAGACUUUUGUUAUGUGAAAAUAUUUAAGUCAGAAAACUGUUGAAUAAUAUUACCUUUUUCCCCCAAACUACUUUGUGUAUUGUAUAUUUUUUUAAGAAAAGAGAAGCCUUAUUUGACCUCUUGUGAAGCUGGACUUGUGAACCCUGCGGCCCCAGAGGCCAUCCUGCUCACUGGGCGGCAGCAUUUUCAGAAAAACUGUAACUGCAAGAGUUUUAAAGGCUCUGCUUUUAAUGCACUUUUUCUUUUAUAAUUUUGUAUUAAAAUAUUUUAGAUAUGUUGAUUAAUUUUAGUGAACAAAUGUCCCCAAAGUUGAAAUUAUUGGAAUUUAAAGUUUUUGUUCUUGCUGGUUUAUUUAUUUUGCUUUUAGCAUUAAAUGUCAUCUCAGGACAUCUCCAAAAGGGGGUGUGUAGUUCCUAGUUGUGUAGAGAGCAGAGUAUAGUGACUGUAUGGUUCAUUGCUGUUUAAGUAAGGCCUUACCACGUUAAUCUGAAGCCUACUUUUAUUUUGGUUAAAGAAAAAGAAAAAAAUUAUCAAUAAUCCAUUCUGUGUCUUUUCUCAGUUUAUUAGCAGGCAAACACAAGAUGUGUAUGUAUUAUUUGGGUUUACUUUUUAAUCAUAAAAGCUGCUGCUUUGCAAAACAUUCCUUGAAAAUACAAGGUUUUGAAAUGA